Messenger RNA from Cylicostephanus goldi, 676 nucleotides. Lineage: Eukaryota; Metazoa; Nematoda; Chromadorea; Rhabditida; Strongylidae. The record is from the annotation of a GenBank genome assembly.
CGCUUGCGGAAACUACGAUAAAGCUGUAUGCUUUAAAACUUAUUUUGAAUUGGCAUGAGAAUGUUGUAAAAUCUUUCAGGUAUCUUUUAGUUUGGCCAGGGCAAAAAUUUUGGAGCACAUCGGAGACAAACUGUACGAUCCUGAUUACAAUAGUAAAAUCCAGGCUUCCGAAGCUCUCAAAAAAGCUAAAAUGUUUACGGACGAAUGCGUCAAAGCUACUUGGAACACAAGCACGAGUGAAGAGAUAUUAGUCACCAAGAAUUAUCUCAAACCAAGGGGUAUCGAUACACUCGUUACACCAAUGGUUGAUACCAACUGGCCUGAACCGAACAAGGGCUAUUACAUGUUCCUCGAUCAGAACACUGCAUAUAUGGGUAAAACCUAUUAUGAUGAAGACGCUUUCAAGACAAUCAAAGAGAACUACGUUAACACCGCAACAGCAGUCGUCAGUCGAUUCGCGAAAGCUCAGGGAAUCUCUAAAGAUCCAUCUGAGCUCAAAGAAGGAAUCAGAAGUCUUAUCGAAUUCGAACAGCGACUUGUCCUUGCCUACAGCACUAGUGAUGAGAUCCGUCGCGAAUACAAAAGAUCGUGGAAUCCAAAAAGCAUCGCUGAACUUGCAGACUAUAAAUUUGUCGACUGGAAGGAUACAUAUUUCCAACAGGUUGCACAUUUGUAA